Protopolystoma xenopodis is the source of this 408-nucleotide messenger RNA. NCBI's taxonomy places the organism in Eukaryota, Metazoa, Platyhelminthes, Monogenea, Polystomatidea, Polystomatidae. The record is from the annotation of a GenBank genome assembly.
CUCGACUUUUCAUCUCAAAGGGACUGUCGCUUGGACGAGAUUGAUGAACUGGUCGCACCAGAAACCGACCGACAAUGGCAUGCAGUGCGGCAAAGUGAGUUAGUUGGCUUGCCUGACCAAUUGUCGCGCCACUCCAAUUCAGGCUGUCUGGCUGGACUGUGGUCAUUUCUGCCGAGACGAACAGCUUCGAAGUGGGACAGCAGCAUUGACGAGAAGGUGCACCAAUUUGACUAUGCACGAUUGGCAAUAACAGCCUUUUCCCACAAUCCGUCUCAUCAGCGCCUCGACGGGACUCGGGCCCAGCUUGUGCUGGCGCAGCGCAUCGUCUCGCCACGAGCAUUGGCCAGAAGUGAAUGCCAACGAAGGCGACGUCUUGCCGGUUUUGCAUUUCUCUGCUGGGAUUGCUGA